Messenger RNA from Paramisgurnus dabryanus, 920 nucleotides. The record is from RefSeq and is a predicted model, not a curated record. Lineage: Eukaryota; Metazoa; Chordata; Actinopteri; Cypriniformes; Cobitidae.
UAAACUGAUGACUUCACACAUUAAUAUAUUUCUGCCCCUUACACAAGCGCUCUAUAAAAUCUUGUCUGGCUGUGUCAUUUAUCCUGCCCUGUUCUCAGUCAUAGCAAUGAAGACUAUUGUGUUUGCUUUACUGGUGGUGGCUGUGGCUGCCAGUACAGAUGAUGGAAAAAUCAUUGGCGGUUUUGAAUGCCCACCUCACUCCCAGCCCUGGCAGGCGUAUCUCACCUAUGAUGAUGGUAGACGCUUGCCUUGUUCAGCAUCUUUGAUUAAUGAAUACUGGCUCGUGUCAGCUGCUCAAUGUUACAUUACAGCUUCUCGUCUUGUUGUGCAUCUGGGAGAGCACAACCUCUUGAGUGAUGAAGGCACAGAGCAGCAAAGCUUUGUAGAAAAGGCAAUUCAACACCCAAAUUUUAAUAAUGUGUAUUAUAACAAUGACAUCAUGCUGAUCAAGCUGAGAACGCCUGCUGUAUUCAACAACUAUGUGAAGCCAAUCCCUCUGGCGACCAGCUGCUCUUAUAAAGGAGCGAAAUGCUUGGUUUCUGGAUGGGGCGAUGAUGGAGAAAACUAUAGAUCCAGGCUGCAGUGUUUGAAUUUGCCUGUAAUCUCAUGGGAAGAGUGUGAAGCUUUUUAUAGGCCGUCACUUACAACUAACAUGUUCUGUGCUGGAGACUUAAAAGAAGGCAAAGCAUGUCAGGGCGACCCUGGUGGACCUUUUGUAUGCAAUGGGAAACUUCAAGGAGUUGUUUCCUGGGCCUAUAGUUGUGCUUCACCAAGUAAUCCUGGGGUUUAUGUUGAGGUGUGCCAUUACAUUGACUGGAUCAACGACAUAAUGGAAUUGAACUAACUGGCUUGUCUUUAAAUUUCAUUGUUGAUUUUCAUUUUUUUCUGAAAUAUCUAUAAUUAAACUGUACUGGAACAGA